Molecule: messenger RNA, 1194 nt
Organism: Bipolaris zeicola 26-R-13
Lineage: Eukaryota; Fungi; Ascomycota; Dothideomycetes; Pleosporales; Pleosporaceae
Exons: 3
Coding region: 1-1194 (397 amino acids)
Molecular function (GO): oxidoreductase activity
Source: RefSeq, a predicted model, not a curated record
AUGUUGUCGCCACCCCUCAGUACAAGGUCUUCUUUUGAGAGCCUACACAGCAACACUUCAUCAGUGCUCAGUUCACCAGAUAGACUUCCGCCAGCGGUAAACGGGUCUAUGGUAUGGCAAGGGAAAGAGCUUGAUCCAUCGGAAUAUGUUGUAAGAUUGAGUGAGGGUGAGAUUCGAGAUGUCAGAGCCGCCAUUAUAAAAUUUAAGCUCACCGGACUUUCACGCAGCGACAUCAGCCCAGAAACAUUCGAUCUUGGCAACGCACAACUAGCAAGCAAACUGUCGUCGCUAAGCAAACGUAUCCACCAAGGCCGGGGCCUCGUCGUAUUGCGUGGUCUAGACGCAGCCUAUUUUAACGACGAAGAAGCAGUUAUUGCAUUUGCAGGUAUAUGCUCGUACAUCUGCCCAGAGCGAGCUACGGAUUCAUACGCCAACCAAACCCUAAGCCACGUACUGGACGCAACCAAGAAGCCUGUUCCGGUAGAAUGCAGAGGCAUAGGACUCGCAGGCUCAAAAGUUACUUCUGCCAUGGACUUCCAUAGCGACCGCUUUUCUGGAGAUGUGCUUGCUCUGUAUGUUCGUAACGACGGGGGGCCUAACGCUGGCGGCGAGCAGUUCGUCGUUAGUUUUGCCCGGAUUUACAAUGAAUUGUUGGAAACAGAUCCAGAGGUUCUGGAGACGUUGGCAGAGCCAAACUGGCCAUUUGAGUUGAAGCAAAAAAACGGGGCCACUUACCUGUCAUACGGCCCCAUUCUAUUCUUCUCGUCAAACGGAAUGCCCAUAUGCCAACUCGUCAAAGCCCCGCUGCUCGGGACCCCCAGUCUCCCUCGCGCUGCACACCUGCCCUCGCUCAACCCGCAACAGCUCCACGCCGUCGACGCCGUCGAACGGCUAGCCCGCGAAUACAGCCACCAACUGUGCCGCCGCCAGGGCGACAUUCAACUCGUGCACAACCUGUCCAUCAUGCACGCUCGGUCCGCGUACGGCAGCAGCACCAGCACCAGCACGCAAAACGCACAGAGUUCGCGCCACUUGCUGCGCAUGUUCCUGCGCGACCCCGCCUGUGCGUGGGAGAAGCCUCGCUGGGCCGCCACGUCCUUUGACGAUCCCUUUGAAAAGGGUCGACCGCAGAAUCUUCCCGUCUACGAUAUGGAUCCUUGGCGCAUCAUUAGUGGCCGUGAGAGCCAUGGCUAG